AUGACAUUGGUGUUGAGCUGGCUGGCUAGUUGGCUGAAUGGCCGCCUGGCAGACGGUCAUACGGAAGCUAAUGUACAGUUGAUAGUGCCGCGCUAUGUUGAACGUGGUACCAGUGCGACACUGGAGUGCCUACAUGAUGUGGAUCCCAGCGUACUGUUUAAGGUUUCCUGGUUUAGGGAAGAAAUGAAAUUCUUUGAAUACGUGAGUGGACGCAAGCCGCCGUUUAAAAAUUUCACCUUGGAAGGAGCAACGAUUGAUCGUGAAAAUUCAAAUGCUUCCCAAGUGACGCUGGCCAAUGUCGAUUUCAAAUUGUCCGGGCAAUUUCAUUGUGAAGUAUCGAUGACAUCACCGCUGUAUACCAAAGCAUCUGGCGAGCAUUUAAUGAGUGUUUUUUUACCCCAAACUGGUAAUCCGGUAAUUAGGUUUCGCAAACGUAGCCCAGUGGCUGUUGGUGAACGUCUAAUGGUCCUUUGCAAUACAACACGAGCUCGUCCACCACCACACAUUACGUGGCUCAUUAAUAAUCAAAAGGUUGAUGAUAAAUAUAUACGUACUCAUCAUGUCUAUUCGAUCAGUGGUAAAACUCAUCGUAGACCACCACCCGAACAAGAUUUCGAUAUUCUUCAGGCUAAACAAAAGAAACAGCAGCAACAACAACAUCGUCAUCACAUCCGUGGCAUAUCCAUUUACAACAAUCCCUUCAGUCCUCUGGUCGUAAUGCAUGACAUCGAUCUCGACGAUUACGAGAUUCAACAGCAGCAUCACACGAACAGCCACUAUGACAAUAAACAUCACAUCGAAGUGAUGAAAAAACAUUUUGACGGCAAAAAACACAGGUGAG
Messenger RNA from Musca vetustissima, 841 nucleotides. RefSeq lists its product as uncharacterized. The coding region runs from base 1 to 840 and encodes 279 amino acids. The record is from RefSeq and is a predicted model, not a curated record. The transcript has 7 exons. Lineage: Eukaryota; Metazoa; Arthropoda; Insecta; Diptera; Muscidae.